This is a messenger RNA of Pongo pygmaeus (Bornean orangutan), 1775 nucleotides long. RefSeq names its product succinate-CoA ligase GDP/ADP-forming subunit alpha (gene SUCLG1). The transcript is spliced from 9 exons. The coding region runs from base 517 to 1557 and encodes 346 amino acids. Gene Ontology annotation, biological process: tricarboxylic acid cycle. The record is from RefSeq and is a predicted model, not a curated record. Lineage: Eukaryota; Metazoa; Chordata; Mammalia; Primates; Hominidae. Gene Ontology annotation, molecular function: succinate-CoA ligase (GDP-forming) activity; succinate-CoA ligase (ADP-forming) activity. Gene Ontology annotation, cellular component: succinate-CoA ligase complex (ADP-forming); mitochondrion.
ACAGACAGGUACGCGGUGAGAAAUACUAUUCUCUCUAAUAGCAAACGAGGAAAACGAAGCGGGGAGGAGAUGGGCCUGGGAUAUGAAGUACUGGCACUGCUCUUCGCAUCUCACCUCGCUGUUUCUUCCCUCCUAGUCUUCAAGUCCCUUGUCUCCCCGGUCUCACUACCGCUCUCCCCUCGCUCCUUUCCCGCCGCCUCACUCAAAAGCUACGAACCAGUCGCGACCGUCAGACUACAUUGCCCACAAUGCCACGCGCCGGCCAGUCUCGCGUGGGGUUUUCCCUCAGCUGCUGUUAUAAUUAAUGUUAAUCAAACCCACAUUUCUAGGAAGGAGCUGAGUUAUUAUCUGCCUCUCCGAUAGGAUGCCUCUUUGUUUUCACCGUGCCAUUCCCGCUGUUUCGUGAAGAAUCCUCUGUAAAGGGAAAUUUGUUCAGGCGACUGCUGUGGCCACCCUCUGCCUCCUCCGGCCUCUGCCCCUGUGAGGUCCCCGGGGGCCUGGGAGUGUCAUUGGUGGAUGACCGCAACUCUUGCCGCUGCCGCUGACAUCGCUACCAUGGUCUCCGGCAGCAGCGGCCUCGCCGCCGCCCGUCUCCUGUCGCGCAGCUUCCUCCUGCCGCAGAAUGGAAUUCGGCAUUGUUCCUAUACAGCUUCUCGGAAACAUCUCUAUGUUGAUAAAAAUACAAAGAUUAUUUGCCAGGGUUUCACUGGCAAACAGGGCACCUUUCACAGCCAGCAGGCAUUGGAAUAUGGCACCAAACUCGUUGGAGGAACCACUCCAGGGAAAGGAGGCCAGACACAUCUGGGAUUACCUGUCUUUAAUACUGUGAAGGAGGCCAAAGAACAGACAGGAGCAACGGCUUCUGUCAUUUAUGUUCCUCCGCCUUUUGCUGCUGCUGCCAUUAAUGAAGCUAUUGAGGCAGAAAUUCCCUUGGUUGUGUGUAUCACUGAAGGAAUUCCCCAGCAGGACAUGGUACGAGUCAAGCACAAACUGCUGCGCCAGGGAAAGACAAGGCUAAUUGGGCCCAACUGCCCUGGAGUCAUCAAUCCUGGAGAAUGUAAAAUUGGCAUCAUGCCUGGCCAUAUUCACAAAAAAGGAAGGAUUGGCAUUGUGUCCAGAUCUGGCACCCUGACUUAUGAAGCAGUUCACCAAACAACGCAAGUUGGAUUGGGGCAGUCUUUGUGCGUUGGCAUUGGAGGUGAUCCUUUUAAUGGAACAGAUUUUAUUGACUGCCUCGAAAUCUUUUUGAAUGAUUCUGCCACAGAAGGCAUCGUAUUGAUUGGUGAAAUUGGUGGUAAUGCAGAAGAGAAUGCUGCAGAAUUUUUGAAGCAACAUAAUUCAGGUCCAAAUUCCAAGCCUGUAGUGUCCUUCAUUGCUGGUUUAACUGCUCCUCCUGGGAGGAGAAUGGGUCAUGCCGGGGCAAUUAUUGCUGGAGGAAAAGGUGGCGCUAAAGAGAAGAUCUCUGCCCUUCAGAGUGCAGGAGUUGUGGUCAGUAUGUCUCCUGCACAGCUGGGAACCACGAUCUACAAGGAAUUUGAAAAGAGGAAGAUGCUAUGAAAGAAAAAAAAAAUUCCUAAAACUGUGGAAUGGAUCACGUAGACAUGUAACCCAGCAGCAGUUUGCUUCUGUUGUCCACUGAUUAAUCAGCCUAUGUGCCUGACACUGGUCUUGCAGUACAACUGGAAGCCAAAACAAGGUGGAAGAUGUCCUGAAUUAAGAUGUUUUCAGCUCAUUGUAUUACAGAGACAGCCAAUAAAUCUACCAUUUGAUUUCAA